GAAAGUCAAGGGUUGGCCCUCAGGCUUUUUCCUUUUUUUGCUUAAUUAAGAACAAAAUGUCUUCUUUACAGCUUUAUGUUUGGGGACCUGCCUUGAACACACCUUCGAUUGAUCCUAAAUGUAUUGUUGUCCAAUCAUACUUAAACUUAAUCAAACAAGAGUACACUAUUGUCAAAUGUAAUGAUCCACAACUGAGUCCAACAGGAGAACUUCCAUUAUUGAAGGAUGGAUCUGUUUGGGUCGCAGGUGUUGAUCGUAUUUUAACUCAUUUGAGUAAACAUAAAAAAGAUGCCAAUGCUGAUCUUUCACCUGAAGAAAAAGCCGAUUAUCUCGCCUAUUCUGCAUUAGCUCAAAGCAACCUCUAUGAUGUGAUGUUGUACACUUGGUACGCUGAUUCAACAAACUUUAUAAAAGUAAUUCGACCUACCUAUGCAAAGUUGUUAUCAUUUCCCACUCGUUACAUCAUACCUAUUCAGCUGAGAAACAAUGCACAAGCUAGACUAUCUAGACAUAAGGUUGAAAUCAUUAGUGAUGAUGUAGGACUACCUCAAAACGAAAAAGAGGAAAUGAAGGAACUAUUAAAGUCAGGAUGGCACCAUAUGUAUCGCUUAGCUAGAGACACGUACACCACUUUGCAAGCUCAAUUAGGCGAUAAAAAAUAUUUUUUUGGAGAAAACUUAACAACACUGGACUGUAUCUUGUUUGGUUAUCUUGCGCUGCAUUUAUAUCCUGAUUUACCCCACAAACGAUUACAAUACAUUCUUGUCAACGAAUAUCCAACAUUGUCACAAUAUUGCGAUAGAGUUAGAGAUGCGCUACAUCCAUCAGGUCAAGCGCCUAUAGAAUCUGACCCUUCAGAAGACGUACCUUCACUUUGGAAGACGUUUACAAGCAACCCAUUAGGCUUCUUUAGCUCCGUCAAGAGUGACAUUGUAUCAUACAUGAGAAGCAAUGAAGAAAAGAAAGAGAAAAGUCAAGCACAGAUUGAUUUUGAACGUAAACGUAUAUGGUCAAUUGCUGGAGGUGUAACAUUUAUGCUUGCAUAUAUCAUAUACAAUGGCAUCAUUAGCCUUGAAGUACAAAAUGAGGAGGAUGAAGAAUAUUAUGGAGAUAAUGAAAAUGAUUAUUAUUACGAAGAAGAUGAAAUUUAAAAUUGGGAAACUAUCAACCUUUUUUCUCUGAAAAC
Rhizopus microsporus ATCC 52813 is the source of this 1186-nucleotide messenger RNA. RefSeq lists its product as uncharacterized. Gene Ontology annotation, biological process: mitochondrion organization. Gene Ontology annotation, cellular component: SAM complex. The transcript is spliced from 6 exons. Bases 57 to 1151 code for a protein of 364 amino acids. NCBI's taxonomy places the organism in Eukaryota, Fungi, Mucoromycota, Mucoromycetes, Mucorales, Rhizopodaceae. The record is from RefSeq and is a predicted model, not a curated record.